AUGACUGCAGCAAGAAAUACAGUGUUGGUCUGACGUGAGAGCGCUGAGCUAUAGGAGGCAAUGGAAGAAGAGGCUAAUCGCAUCCCGAUUUCACUACAUUUGACAUUAUUACGAGGAAUCUAAAUGCAAGAAGACGAAACUGAGUUGUGAGUCCCGAACUUGACCGGACAAUGGAAGUAGCUCUCUGCAGCAGUUACAUCUCACCCCUGGGAGUCAACUACCGAGACACGGCGAGUACCUGCAGAAAAACAUCAGUCAGCACCGCCGGGGUAACUACAACUACGUGUGGCUUGAAAGCAACACCUCUGAUUUUGGGAUGCAUAUAAGAGAAAGCGUUAAGAAAAAAACACUGACUACGUAUGUAUAUAUUUCGUGUAACAACUGUGCAAUUCCGCUACUGAUCUAGACGUAAAGGGGUAUACAACCACGUAGUAAAACCUCUUCUAAAAUUGAGACAUUCAUUAAGACGCAGAGCAUAUGCAUUGCCACAUUUAUCACUGAAGGAGGCAUGUUGAAAUUGACAAAUUCCCCUUGUAACAAAAUCCAAAUGGAUCGCAUAGAAUAAACGUCGGAAAUAUCUGUGAUAUCGUAGCCUAACGUGCUGUACCCUCAAAGCAACAAUAACCUGGGCUGAGUGAAAUUCCGCAAACCGCGUUUGCCGCUGUCCGUUGUCCUGAAAAAGUACUCAUUAUUUGGGUUAUCAGAAUCAAUGACGGCGGUCUAAGGAAGAGGGUUUCAUGGCCUGGGCGGUUAUGAACAUCUUGUGGUUUUCUUGUGACUCUGGAAUCUGAAAAAAAAAACAACAGAAGAAUUGUUCACCUUGGAGGUCCGAAAUCAUUAAAGAAAUUGGAAUUCUACUAUUGGUACUCCUGGAGCUGUAGGUAGCCCGAAUGAGACCGGCAAAAAUGUUACGAAUAAACGCUCUCGGGAUCUAUUUGUGGGAAACAAUAGUAUUUUUCAGAAGACUGCAUGCAUGAAACAUUAAAUGGAAAAGCCACCCUGGUCAUCAUCUGUCAUCCUAAUUAUCCAUAAGAGGUUCAUUCUGGAUAUGCACAUUCUCCCUGCACCAAACAAUUGGGAAGUAAUUAACCUAUUUUCUGUUUUCAGCUUUCUUUUUGGAGCUAUAAGUUGCUUGGCAGCCUCUAAAGAAUCCGCGGCUCGAAAAGCCGCCUCCCCGAUGCCUCCCUCUGAGUUCCUGGACAAACUCAUGGGUAAAGUUUCGGGUUACGAUGCAAGAAUCAGACCUAAUUUCAAAGUUGCAGGGGUCCCCCCGAGUGGAAGAGACCCACAAGGCCCCAAAACAGAAGCUUCUCACAAGAAAGGUCCUCCUGUAAACGUAACGUGCAACAUUUUUAUUAACAGUUUUGGGUCCAUCGCUGAAACAACAAUGGACUACAGAGUGAAUAUCUUCCUGAGGCAGCAAUGGAACGACCCCAGGCUGGCCUAUAGUGAAUACCCCGACGACUCUCUGGACCUGGACCCGUCUAUGUUGGACUCUAUCUGGAAACCUGAUUUGUUCUUCGCCAACGAAAAAGGCGCCAAUUUCCAUGAGGUUACGACUGACAACAAGCUACUAAGGAUUUCAAAAAAUGGGAACGUAUUGUAUAGUAUUCGAAUAACACUGGUCCUGGCCUGUCCCAUGGACUUGAAGAACUUCCCAAUGGACGUACAGACCUGUAUCAUGCAGCUGGAGAGUUUCGGCUAUACGAUGAAUGAUCUCAUAUUUGAGUGGGAUGAGAAGGGAGCCGUGCAGGUAGCAGAUGGGCUUACGUUACCUCAGUUUAUACUGAAAGAGGAGAAAGACCUGCGAUACUGUACCAAGCACUACAACACAGGAAAGUUCACUUGUAUCGAGGCUCGUUUCCAUCUGGAGAGGCAGAUGGGCUAUUACCUGAUUCAGAUGUACAUCCCCAGCCUUCUGAUUGUCAUUUUGUCCUGGGUGUCCUUCUGGAUCAACAUGGACGCUGCACCUGCCAGAGUGGGAUUGGGCAUUACCACCGUGCUCACUAUGACCACCCAGAGCUCCGGCUCUCGAGCCUCCCUCCCCAAGGUGUCGUAUGUGAAAGCCAUUGACAUCUGGAUGGCUGUGUGCCUCCUGUUUGUCUUCUCGGCCCUGCUUGAGUACGCCGCUGUGAACUUCAUCGCUCGGCAACACAAGGAACUGCUGCGCUUCAGGAGGAGAAGGAGACACAUGAAGAAUGAAUAUUCGGCUGUGUUACAGGAGGAUGAGGGCGGUGAGGGCCGGUUCAGCUUCACCGCCUAUGGCAUGGGCCCUGCCUGCCUGCAGGCCAAAGAAGGCAUGGCCAUCAAAGGGAACAACAACAACGCCCCGACCGCCACCGCCGGCCCUCAGGAGAAAACGGUGGAAGAGAUGCGCAAGCUCUUCAUCGGCCGCGCGAAGAGGAUCGACACGGUCUCUCGCGUGGCUUUCCCGUUAGUCUUCCUCAUCUUUAAUAUUUUCUACUGGCUCGUCUACAAGAUCAUCCGAAGCACGGAUGUACACCAGAUGACGUAAGCAAGGGAAGAGAGAGAGUUCAAUACCACACCAUCCUGCUCCCAAACCCCAAUACUCCUCGCUCUUCACUUGCUCACUUGCUUUUGGUGGCUAUCGCCUUGGCAAAGGUAAUUUAUCAAUAUUUGUUAUUUUAUUUUAUUCCCCCCCCCUCUUUUCAACCUGAAUAAUCCGGACCAGUGCAAUAGUGAUGCAGUAAAAUGCAUGAUAUAUGAAUGUGGCAAAAUAUUUACAAAACGAUAAAUCAGUAAAUGUUACGACUUUUACCGAUACAUCCGGGAAUUUAUGAUAACUGAGAAUUUAGAAAGAAAAAGAUGUUCUUCUAAGAAGUGUUAGAAGAAGACACUGCAUUCUAAAGAAGAAGAAGAAGAAGUUGGGGAAACACACAGCACUGUAAUAUAGUAUAUAUCUAUCAUAUAUUUAAAAACUGUUAUUUCUCUCGAAAGGCAGAUGUCUGGAUGGAACACGAGGGAUGGAUUUUUAAAAGGAUACUAAGACGAUUUUAGUGUUUCCGUUAAUAAAGUGUCGCAAGGAUCGUGUGUCCUAUAUAUCUCAAUUAGCUUCAAUGUGUGUUGCAAGCACUUAUCAACACUCCCUGAGCCCUCAACGAAAAACUGAGAUUUCAUGUGGUUGAUGCUGCUAUCAACUAAAUGGAGGAAACUUGAUCAGUCAAAAUAAUAUUCUAUUGUUUCUAACCGUUGUGGUCAACAUGUUCCUCUGUCGGCCCUUAACUUUCUAUUUCUCAAUUGCAUAUCGUUUUUAAUUUUAGUGUCAAGUAUAUAUCAUGUUGCUGUAAUCAGCUCAAGCUCUUCUUGGGAACUCUAAAUUCUAAAGGCACAUUUGGCAUCAUUCACAUAUCCUCAUUGUUGCAUUCAUUCAUUCAUUUAUCCAUGUGCUUUUUUUUAAAGGAUUUGGUACUUAAAUCAAAAUAUGAUUCAUGAAAAGUGAAUCUACACUGGAAAAAAUAAUAAUAAUGUAAUCCUGAUUCUUCCUACUCAUUUCAUUGAAGCUGUACUGUUAACAUUUGUUUAGUUAUUUUCAUAGUUUAUUACCCAGUUACGGUAAGAUACCCAGCAGGCAAUGGAGAAAAAUGUAGUGAGUUAAGAUUAAAACAAGAAAACACCUACUGUACCUUAACAAUUAUUACCAUUCAUAUAUUUACACACAUUAAUAAUGUAGCUAAAAAAACAUAUGCAUUAUUAUCAUUAUUUACUAAAUAUGCCUAAAAGAUAUUCACUCAAAAUCAUGGAGAAUAGUUUGAAUCGUUAACAACAACGGUCGGCACAAUGUUCUCAUUGGUAAAUAAUGCAGUACAUGUUAUCGUUCACAAUACUACAGUAUACUGUGAAACUGAUUGAUUAAUACAUUCAUUCAACUAGUCAGUGGCUUGAUUUAAGAUACUGAAAUCCAUUACUUCUCACCAGGCUUUUCUAUGCAAUAAUUAAUAUAUGCAAUUAUUUUUUUUAAAUUAGCUUUACCAUUUACAAAACAUUAUCAUGAAUCUGUUUGAACUUGUGAGCCAUCAAGUUUUUUUUUAAUUUAAGACAUCACAGAUCACAGUGCUCAUCUUUCCAAUGGUGGACAUACAUACCAACACACACGAGGCCUUCAGAUCUACACCCUUAAGCAUAAUGUAAACUAUUCACCGUUCUCCUAGGCCCAUCAUUCUCCACGCAUUUACAUUCAACUACAAACGGGCCAAGCUACAGUGGCUUUUCAUAUUGCAUAUUUAAGACUCUCUGCUCUCUGUAGCCCCACCUCUGGGACAUUGUUUAGCUAGCCUAAAGUGCUGUCACCAAGCCCCAGAAAGAAAGACUACACUACUGCUACCACAGGAAGUAUGGCCUGCGACACAUUGUCAUGGAUGGGAGACUCGGACACAGUUGAAAUAAACACUGGUCGAGUGAGUUUUUGCAUUUAACUUUAAUGCCAAAUGUUAUUUUCCUCUACUUGGGUUUUAUUCCAAACCAAAUAAGUAUUUUGUUAACCUAUGAUCAUUGCCUUCCUGGUUCGGUUUUGAAUAUGACGACAUAAGGGGAAAGAUGCCAGAACACCUUCACAACAGAUAUUAUGCACUGGUUCAGGAUAUUGUUUAGGUUUUGUUGUCGUAACUUAGAUUGAUUCAGUUCUUUCCAUUGACUUCCCAGUGUGUGGAUAAAGUGCUUCCAUUUCUUUUUGUGGUAAUAUGAUGCUAUUCAAUUAACAAUAUUAUAUAUUUUGAUAUGAAACGUUCUCUGCUUCUUCAUCCCUGUUUUCUUCUUCUUCUUGAAAAGUGUAAUCCAUUACUUUAACAGGUCAUAGAUUUUUUUCGAAUGUGUUUCAUGAUAGUUUGAGGUAGUUUGAUGUUUGAGGCUUGAUGGACUUGCACAAGAGAUUAUAACAAUAUUUUACAUUUCGGUCAAUUAUUUCUUAAAUUCAUAUUAUCUUCCAGUAAUUUAUAUUUACCUUCCGGUUGAGGCAGUAUUUGUCAAAAGAUAUGUGUGUUUUUAACAGACACAGUCCAUGUGGGUAAAUUGAUUUGAAGGUCUAAUGUUUUUGCAUUAGUGUUAUUUCAUCACAGAAAAUUAACUUUUCUACAUGGGGCCUACUUAUGUCAUUUAUAAUGUUAUGCUUUACCCAAAACUAUGCAUUUAUAAAAGUUCAUUGUUAGAAUAGGGUUGAAACAUAAAGGGCCUUUUAAAAUAUCAGCACAGUAAUCAAAUCAAAUCAAAUCAAAUUUAUUUAUAUAGCCCUUCGUACAUCAGCUGAUAUCUCAAAGUGCUGUACAGAAACCCAGCCUAAAACCCCAAACAGCAAACAAUGCAGGUGUAAAAGCAGUAAUCAAUAUGUUUUGAAAGUGCUGAAUGAUUUGUUGAUAAGUAUUUAUUUGUUGGCUGUAAUAUUUCAGUACAGAAUUUAACCGUGAAUAUUUUUCUCAGUUUUGACUUCCUCAGACAAAACUGUCCAUUAAAUAAAAUGCUAUCCAAUGUUGAAUAUGCAACAAACUAGGAACUAGUCAUAUCAUGUACCUCCACUCAACCACCAUGAUAUUCACUCAUCCAUUUAAUAGUUAUGGAUUGAACUCUAUGCCCUGACCAUGUGAAGGAUCACUGCACUUGGGACAAUGCUAUAUAGAUUUAUUGUAACCAAUUGCUUAUUAAGGUGCAUUAUUACUAGCGCCCUGUCCAGGGCGUGUACUUGUACAUCAAGCUGCCUCAUGCUACAGAAACAGGAGAUAGGCUCCAGGGUUGGGGUCAAUUCCAAUUUAAAUUGAAUUUUAAUUCAAUUCAGAAUCGACCUGGAAUUAGAAUUGAAUACAUGGGAAAUUAAGGCAGAAAGAAUUGAAUUGGAAUUGAAUUUCUGGAAUUGACCCUGACCCUGAUAGGCUCCUGCCCUACGGGACAAGGGGCAGGGGCUCGGACAAGGCUUACUUUGUUUAUUAUGUUAUUCAAGAUGGAAAUGACACUUACUGCUCUGAAUAGACAACGUCAACAAGGUCUAACAUAUUCUAGAACACUGACACAUUCUACAACAAGAAUUGUAUGUUUAACUUAAUUGCUCAGCAGAUCAAUGUUCAAAGUAUGGAAGUGGUAGGAAUGUUCACUGAUGGAGAAACCCUCCAUUGAACAGAUAGGACUUCCUCCCCUUCAUAUCAACCUGACCUAUCAUAAUGUCAAAUAUUAUUGACAAUGAAGGAAGUUCAUAUAAUAUUUGGCAUAUAGGACGGUGGAAUAUGAACAUUUUAAAAGUAUGAAAUUCAACUAGCAUGUUAUGAUUUGUUAGUAAUUGCUGAUAACAACAGCUGUUUGAUUCUGUUUUCUUUUGAAUAUAUCCGAUGCCCUGGUUGUGGUGAUGCACUCACCACCCAGUGAUAGAGAUGGACACAAAUAACCAGUCAUGAACUGAACUGUACACAAAAAUGGAAACAUUUCUAUUUAUGUAUUUUUAUUCAUUUUUAGCACACAAGUUGGAAUGGCCUUAAUUUAGUUUUACUUGCUUAAAUAUUGUGUAUUGGCACAAAGUGCACAUCUUAAUUUUGCUAAUUACAGUUAUGAUAAUUAUACAAGAGUGCACUUCAGAAGAAGGAAAAAAGUUCAGCAAAUCCUUUUUUUUUGUUUUUGAUUAAAAUGUGAAAACACUGAAUAUUUUGCAUGAAUAUAAACACAAUGGCAGAUAUUUUUGGCUUGUACAAAAAUGUUAGCAAUUUGAAGAAGAAAAAAGGAAUGUACAAUUUCUGCUGUAACUGUAUAUAACUAAAUAUUUAUUGAAAUAUGUCAUUAUAAGUAAUUCUAAUUACAAUUAAAGGUUUUCUGAA
Oncorhynchus gorbuscha (pink salmon) is the source of this 6806-nucleotide messenger RNA. Its product is annotated as glycine receptor subunit alphaZ1-like. Gene Ontology annotation, molecular function: transmitter-gated monoatomic ion channel activity; glycine binding; extracellularly glycine-gated chloride channel activity. Gene Ontology annotation, cellular component: postsynaptic membrane; neuron projection; synapse. Bases 986 to 2515 code for a protein of 509 amino acids. The record is from RefSeq and is a predicted model, not a curated record. Gene Ontology annotation, biological process: signal transduction; chemical synaptic transmission; regulation of membrane potential. The transcript has 12 exons. NCBI's taxonomy places the organism in Eukaryota, Metazoa, Chordata, Actinopteri, Salmoniformes, Salmonidae.